Messenger RNA from Phragmites australis (common reed), 1853 nucleotides. RefSeq names its product probable serine/threonine-protein kinase PBL3. The record is from RefSeq and is a predicted model, not a curated record. The transcript has 6 exons. Lineage: Eukaryota; Viridiplantae; Streptophyta; Magnoliopsida; Poales; Poaceae. Bases 344 to 1603 code for a protein of 419 amino acids. Gene Ontology annotation, molecular function: protein kinase activity; ATP binding. Gene Ontology annotation, biological process: protein phosphorylation.
UAACCAUGCACUAAAGUCCAGUGAAUCAGAUGCAUCACUGCAAUUAUCUGACCACACUUAUAUCAAAAGGGUCUAAUACCUGACCCCGGGGGGUUCUUGUGAGCUUCUGCCGCCGUGGGUUGGCGGUCGGGCUCGGCUCAGAUCUUCCAAAGAUUGGAUUUUUGAGGGGGCUGACGUUUGGUGCCGGCGGUUCUUGGCGUUGACCCCCGAGUCCCCAGUGCGUACGAGGAGGCAGCUCCCCAUCUGGAGGGGAGGCAUCCAGGCGUGCCGUGCGGCCGGUCGAUAGGUGGCCGGUAGAUUGGCUUGGCUGGCAGAUUGGAGUGGAGAGGCGGGGAGUCGAGAGAUGGGGAACUGCAUGGACACGGAGGCGCGGAUGGACCACAACGCGGCCUAUCAAUCGAAAGUAGGGACCAAAUCAAGCUCAUCAUCCAAUCCCUCUACGAUGAAAAGUGGUUCAACUCUGUCAUCUUUUACUCUUCCUUCAUACAAAGAAAGGAGCGAGCUUCCUACUCCUAGGACAGAAGGAGAAAUCUUAUCAUCACCAAAUUUGAAGGCAUUUUUAUUCAGUGAUCUCAAGAAUGCGACGAGGAACUUCCGGUCAGACAGUCUUAUUGGGGAAGGAGGAUUUGGCUUUGUAUUUAAAGGCUGGAUUGAUGAGCAAACGCUUGCUCCUUCAAAGCCAGGAAGUGGUAUGGUUGUAGCCAUCAAGAAACUAAAACCAGAAGGUUUCCAGGGCCACAAGGAAUGGCUGACAGAGGUUGACUACCUGGGCCAACUUCAGCACCAGAAUCUUGUUAAGCUCAUUGGUUAUUGCUCCGAUGGUAAUAACCGACUGCUGGUGUAUGAGUACAUGCCUAAAGGAAGUUUGGAGAAUCAUCUAUUCAGACGAGGCGCGGAUCCUUUACCCUGGGGAAUAAGACUUAAAGUUUCUAUUGGGGCUGCUAAGGGUUUAUCAUUUUUGCAUGAUGCUGAGAACCAAGUUAUAUACCGGGAUUUCAAGGCAUCAAACAUUCUCCUUGACUCGGAGUUCAAUGCAAAGCUUUCAGACUUUGGCUUGGCAAAAGCAGGUCCAACUGGGGAUAGAACCCAUGUUUCUACACAAGUCAUGGGUACACGAGGUUAUGCAGCUCCAGAAUAUGUUGCAACAGGUCGCCUCUCCGUAAAGGCAGAUGUCUACAGCUUCGGUGUCGUGCUGCUCGAGCUACUGACAGGAAGGCGAGCCCUAGACAAAUCAAAACUGGUAUCAGAGCAGAACCUGGUUGAGUGGGCACGACCCUACCUGAGCGACAAGCGCCGGCUCUACCGCAUCAUGGACUCGAAGCUGGGCGGGCAGUACCCGAAGAAAGAUGCCCACGCCGUCGCGAGCAUCGCCCUGCAGUGCAUCCGCAACGAGGCCAAGAUGCGGCCCCAGAUGUCGGAGAUCCUGGAGAAGCUGGAGCAGCUGCAGGACCCCAAGUACAACGUCACUACACCACAGGUUGACACACGAAGAACGUCAUCAGGAGCUAUCCCUAGGUCGCCCAUGAGGGCGCAGCCCUCGCCGCGGCGCAUGUCAGGCUCGGCAUCCCCGCUGCCAGUUUCCAGGACUACAGAAGCACACUAGACGUGCAAGCGUUCGCAAGCUAGGAUGGGAUGGUGUGUGUUUGUUGUAGCUGUUUGUUCUAUAGCUGUAUAUUUGGCUGUGUGCCACCAAUCGCUUAGUUUUUGUUUGUGAGGGUGAAUGUAUCUUUAGAGGAUGGUGUGUGGCUUCUUUUUCUCGUAUUUGAAGAUCUGGUGUGUGACUUGCAAGAGACUGAAAACCCUUCCGAUCAUUUGUUGGUUCUUUGAGCUGAUGGAUCUCAGUUUUGAGUGAA